GAGCAUAGGUGUACUUUGUUGCGAAACAAUUUCCAAUCGUCAGACAUGAAGUUUCUCUUCGCAUUGGUCAUUGUCGUUUCGGCGAUCAGCAUUGGCUCCUCUGCAAUAAAUAAAGAUCUUGCGGCUAAAAUCAUGGCAGUGAGCCAGCAGUGCAAAGAAGAAUACAAAGUUGACGAUGAGACAUUCUCAAAGUUCAUGAAUUUCGAAAAAGCCCCCGAGAGUGAGGAUGGGAUGUGUAUGGUGGCCUGCUAUGUAAAGAAUAUGGGCUAUUUCCACGACGGCAAAUUCGACAUGGAUGUCAUUAAGGAAGGAAACAGGCAGAAAUGGGAUGACAAUGCAACCGUUCAACUAGCUAAUGAAAUCGCCAAGGACUGCAUCGAAAAAUUUGGGGCCGACGAUAAUGAGUGCCACCUGGCUGGGAGAGUGUUAAAAUGCGUAUUUGACAACGGAUACAAGGGUGAACUUCCAAAACCUCAGAGAACAUGAAGGCGACUUAGCUGAUCGAAUAUGACAUAACCUGGGAACAUUAAAUUGUAAUUUUUAUCAUAAUAUAAGUUCACUUCCAAAACGUU
Cimex lectularius (bed bug) is the source of this 572-nucleotide messenger RNA. RefSeq lists its product as uncharacterized. The coding region runs from base 46 to 486 and encodes 146 amino acids. NCBI's taxonomy places the organism in Eukaryota, Metazoa, Arthropoda, Insecta, Hemiptera, Cimicidae. The transcript is spliced from 7 exons. The record is from RefSeq and is a predicted model, not a curated record. Gene Ontology annotation, biological process: sensory perception of smell. Gene Ontology annotation, molecular function: odorant binding.